Molecule: messenger RNA, 2524 nt
Organism: Poeciliopsis prolifica (blackstripe livebearer)
Lineage: Eukaryota; Metazoa; Chordata; Actinopteri; Cyprinodontiformes; Poeciliidae
Gene: oit3
Product: oncoprotein induced transcript 3
Exons: 9
Coding region: 15-1631 (538 amino acids)
Molecular function (GO): calcium ion binding
Source: RefSeq, a predicted model, not a curated record
UAAAACGAUCCACCAUGAUGCUCUUGGUUAUUCUCAAUCUUCUGCAGGAGGUUCUUGGACUUGCAGGUGUAGCUCUUGACCCCUGCUCUGCCUACAUCAGCUUGAACGAACCCUGGAGGAACUCGGACUUCCAUGUCAACCGGUCGUCCAGCAUGCCCCUGUGUGACAGCCACAUGUCUGGGGAGUGGUACCGCUUCACUGGCAUGGCCGGGGACGCGAUGCCUACCUUCUGUAUCUCUGAGAACCACUGCGGCACCCACGCCCCCGUCUGGCUCAACGGCACCCACCCGCAGCUCCAUGAGGGGAUUGUGACGCUGCCAGUCUGCGCCAGCUUCAAGGACAACUGCUGCCAGUGGAAUGCCAGCGUUGAUGUGAAGGCCUGUCCUGGAGGAUACUUUGUCUACCGCCUGCCGAGGCCUUCUGUCUGCUUCCAUGUUUACUGUGGCCAUUUCUAUGAUAUCUGUGAUGAGGUGGACUGCAAAGGUCCCAGAUGUCCAGAGCCUGAGUGCCGCUGUGCACCGGGAACUGUCCUAGGACCAGACGGGCAGACGUGCUUGGAUGUGAAUGAGUGUGAUAAAGAGAAUGGUGGCUGUGCCGAGGCGUGCGUCAACACCAAGGGCUCGUGGCGUUGUGAGUGUGGACGAGGACGCGUGCUGGAUGAGGACGGACGCAACUGCAGAGAGAUCGCAGGUUGUCAAGUCAACAAUGGGGGAUGCAGCCACGUCUGCACCCAGAUGCGAAACUCCUAUCAGUGCAGCUGUCCCCGAGGGCUGGAGCUGGGAGAAGAUAAAAGCACAUGCCAGGUGCCAGUCCGGUGUGAUCCCAGCUUGAUUGCGGUGUCAGUUCCUAAAGACCUUGUUGGAGGUCUGGAGCUUUCGCUGUCAAACUCUUCCUGCCAAGGAGUCUCCAAUGGCACCCACAUCAACCUGAGCUUCAGCCUCAAAACCUGUGGCACAGUAGUGAAGGUGACAGAAAGCAAGAUAGUUGGGACCAACCUGGUGACGGGUCUGCCCAAGAGCAUCCCCGGCAGCAGCAGGGACUUAAUAGUCCGAACUGGCAAGUUAUUGCUCCCAGUGACAUGUGAGUUCCCCAGGGAGUACCAGGUGUCGGAUGGGUACCAGGCAAAUCUGCAGGGCUCGGCCUUGGAGCUGGAGAGCCACAGCCAGGGCAUCUUUGGGUUUAACUUGGAGCUGUUCAAGAAUGCAGAGUUCUCUGAGCCCUACCGCAGCCCGCCGCAGCUCCACCUCCACGACUUGCUGUUCUUUGGGGUGGAACCAAAGGAGAGAGUGGAGGGCCUCUCGGUCCUGGUGGAGAGCUGUUUCGCUACUCCAGGACCCAAAGCCGACCAGGCCCUGAAGUAUUACCUCAUCAAAGAUGGAUGCAUCUCAGAUGAAACAGUGACACAGCAUUCAUCAAAGGACCAGCUCUCCAAGCAUUACCAUGUCCCUGUCUUCAAGUUCAUUGGCAAGGACAGCCAACAAGUGUUCCUCCACUGUCGGGUGUUGGUGUGUGGGCCAGGAGACACCCGCUGCGCCCAGCACUGCCGUGGACGUGCACGACGGGAGAUUCGGAUUAGAAACGAUCAGCAAAAGCAAACAUUGAACAGAGGACCUAUUUACAUCCUGCCUUAGGCGAGUGUCUCUAAAACAACCAGUAGCAAAUAUGCCAGCACAUCAAUUACUCUUGCAAUUGAGGUGACCCUUUCAGUUUAUUUGGUAGUUAAAGCACCAAAUAGAUGCAGAUAUACAGUCCAUUGCACUGUCCCUUUAAAGCAAUAUACACAUAAAUACACAUAUUCUUCCAAGCGUCAGAGUCUCACAGUUGUAUUUCUGACGUUAUAAUGAUUGACAAUCCCAUUACAAACCUGAUGGCUGGGCCCACAGCACAGCAGAUGUUUAUCAGGAUGCCAUUGUAAGGACAUUUUCUCUGGAUUGAUUGCAGCUUCGAGACUCAGACUAGUUUAAAUUUCAUACCAUCAUUAACUUGGAAAACAACACACGGUCCUUCUGCUGAUCCAUUUUAACUCAUUUGCUGAGCUUAAUCAAAGCACUGGAUGUACGUUAGACAUUAUGAGGGCCAGCAGAGAAAUGUGUCGGUAAUGAUGCACAUGGCUCAUUACUCUGGAAGCUAACCGACGGGUAAUGUCAUUUAAGUUCAAAUUAGACGGAAAGUAAAAAAUUACUUGCAUAAACUAUGUGCUGUAGUUGGCAUUCGACUUGGCAUUGAAGAUCUCUGACAAAUUUUAGACGGCAGCACGGACAUUGUGCCGCUUGCACUCCUAUUAUUACCUUGAAAUUUCAAUGGAGAAGACAUUAAUCCCACCAAAAUAUUUUUCUCAUCUUCAUAUCAGGUGUUUCGUUUGGAGUCAUCAAGUAAUUUAUGGUAAUGGAGUCAUAGAAACCCAAAUUUGACCUACAAUGAGGAGGUAAAUAUGCAUAAGCAAUUAAUUCAGACGCUAAAGGCCAUCUUCAGACUGACAAUAUCUGUUUGGACCCUGUAUUAAUAAAUCUUCUGAAUCACUGAA